AUGCGGCUGCACGCCUUCUUACUGGGAAGAGACGUUAUGACCACAUCACACCAGUUUUGGCAGACCUUCAUUGGCUUCCUGUCAGUUACAGGAUCCAGUUCAAAAACAACAGCACUGACGGUGAAAUUACUCACAAAGCGCUUCAUCAGUGAAUAUGACCCCUAUCUAGAGGACAUCUAUUCAUCAGUAGAGACAGUGGACCAGCAGUCAGUCACAGUGAGAGUGAUGGACACCCGCGACCAGGAGGGUCCAGUGAACAGUGAGCGUUAUCUGUCAUGGGCCAGUGCCUUCCUGGUGGUCUACAGUGUGGACAGCAUGCAGAGCUUUGCAGGCUGCCAGCCCUACCUGCAGACCCUCGCCCUGCACAACAAAACCCCCAUCAUCCUGCUGGGGAACAAGCUGGACAUGGACAGAUACAGGCAGGUGAGUCGCAGUGAGGGUGAGGGGCUCGCCUCUCUUUUCCACGCCACGUUCUUCGAGCUCUCGGCCUGUCAGGACUUCCUCUCUGUGCAGCACGUCUUCUACGAGGCAGUGAGGAGGGUGAGGCGCAGCCCCCUGGGGCCAGCCGUCUACCUGAGCGAGGACAAAGCGCUGCUGGGGGUCCCCUCCUUCCCCCCCCCCUGCUGCCGGGAGCUGCCAGCCACCGCCCGGCUGCUCACUGUGAAGAGCUCCAGAGCUCAGAGCAGACGCAGAGCCGCCACGCUCACCCUGCUCAAAGGCUUUAAGAUCUUCUGA
This is a messenger RNA of Trematomus bernacchii (emerald rockcod), 735 nucleotides long. RefSeq names its product RAS-like, family 12 (gene rasl12). Gene Ontology annotation, molecular function: GTPase activity; GTP binding. NCBI's taxonomy places the organism in Eukaryota, Metazoa, Chordata, Actinopteri, Perciformes, Nototheniidae. The record is from RefSeq and is a predicted model, not a curated record.